AUGGAGCUGCCGUGGGUGCUGCUGGCGCUGGCGGGGACGGGCACAGCCGCGGGCCUGGGUGACUCUCUGGGGGACAGGGCAGAGGGGGAUGGGGGUCUGGAGAGCCAGGAAGGGGGUUAUGGGGCUGGGCAUGGCUGGGGGGGUCCCCACACCAGUGUUGUCACCCUGCUGCUGACACUGCUGGCACCCCGUGAGCUCCCCCUGUGCCAACACCGGCACUCGUGGGCCCUCUCACGGGUGGGGGCCGGGGUCAGUCACUUGCUGAGCGGAGCAGAGCAGGGGGUCCCUCCCUCACCGUCCACUCCCCCAGCCCGGCUGCCCUACGUGCCCCGCGUGCCCCCCGUGGCACUGCUGGGGAAAGUCACUGCCACCACCUUCGCACUGGAGAGACCCUGCUGCAUCUUCGACGGGCACGCCAGCGCCUCGGACACUGUUUGGCUGGCGGUGGCUUUUGCCAACGCAUCAGCCACCUUCAGGAACCCCCCAUCCCGGGCUGACGUGCCCCCGUACAAGCAGCUGCCCACCACGCACUCCUACAUGACUCUGGAGACGGCGGCGGCCGCGUACGCCUGCCCAGCCCCGAGCCCGGCCGUGCUGCGGGUCGGGGGUGACACGGCGUGCAAGGACCAGGGCAGGCAGGACCCUUGCAACGGGCCCCUGCCCUCCCCAGGGCCCUACAGGGUGAAGUUCCUGCUGAUGGGCUGCCACGGCCCCAAAGCGGAGACGCACUGGUCCGACCCCAUCCUCCUGCACAGAGCCCUCAGCCCGAGCACCAUCGACCCCGUGCCCACGCGCCGUGGCAGUGAUGUGGUGGUCAUCGCCUCCCUCCUGGCCAGCCUGGGGACAGUGCUGGCCACUGCUGUGCUCGGAGCCCUGGGUGCCAAGGUGUGGGGCUCCCUGUGCCAGCGGGAUUUGGGGACCAGCGCCUUCGCCUGCAGAUCCUACCGGACCCAUCACAUCCCCCCGGCCCUGCCACAGCCCCCACCCCCAGGCUGGUGGGAGCUGUGA
Molecule: messenger RNA, 1008 nt
Organism: Corapipo altera (White-ruffed manakin)
Lineage: Eukaryota; Metazoa; Chordata; Aves; Passeriformes; Pipridae
Gene: UPK3B
Product: uroplakin 3B
Exons: 6
Coding region: 1-1008 (335 amino acids)
Source: RefSeq, a predicted model, not a curated record